GAGAUACUUGUCUUGAGCCGUGGUGUGAUACGUUUAUGCUUGUAUCACAAUCCUUCUAGCAGCUUCUUUCUGUUAACACGGUCGGGUGUCAGAAAAGUUCGCGAAAUUUCCCGAACGCCUUCCGCGAGUUUCCGGCAUAGGAAAGAUACACACACGCGGGGCGAGCAGCACAUUUAGCGCAAUAAUAGUAACAAAAGCAGAUAAAACGAGCUGUGUGUAUUUAGUUUGUGUCGCGAGCCGAGCGUGAUGUCUGUACUGUGUUAUAAUAAAGGCUGCGGACAGAGAUUUGAUCCAGAAAACAAUCCGGAGGAUGCCUGCACGUAUCAUCCUGGAGUCCCUGUGUUUCACGAUGCUCUAAAGGGUUGGUCUUGUUGUAAGAGACGGACAACAGACUUCUCAGAUUUUCUGAGUAUUGUGGGCUGCACUAAGGGCCAUCAUAACAAAGAGAAACCACUGGAACCAGUGAAACCAGAGGUGAAGAUCACAGUAGAGAAGAAAGAGUUGGAAGAUCUCAAACCCAGAUUUAAUGAAUUUGUCAUUCAGGCUCCUAAACCACUGGAGCUCAUACAACGACCAAGUGGUGAUGAGCCGUUGGUGGAGCUUCAGAGGAAGGUGGCUCCGUCUCUAAAGCAGGUGCUUGAGAAGCUGAGGCUAGAAGACAACAAUCGUCUUACAGAGAAAGAAGAGGAAGGAAGUGAAGUCCAGCCUGGGACAGCGUGUAAAAAUGGAGGCUGCUCAAAGACCUACGUCAGCUCAAAGACGGAUGAAGAAACGUGUUUAUAUCAUCCUGGAGUGCCUAUCUUCCACGAAGGGAUGAAGUAUUGGAGCUGCUGCAAGAGGAAGACGUCUGAUUUUAACACAUUUCUCUCUCAGGAGGGCUGCAGUCAAGGAUCACACCAGUGGAGAAAAGACACGGGUAAGAAAGUGGCUCCCUGUAGAUUUGAUUGGCAUCAGACAGGAAGUCAGGUUACUGUGUCCAUCUACGCUAAGAACUGCAAUCCGGAACUGUCGCUCAUGGAGGCCAACAGCACCUCGCUGAAGAUCUAUCUUAACUUUGAGAGAGAAAAGGAGUUUGAGCUGAAUAUAAAUCUGUGGGGAGUCAUUGACGUCAGUAAGAGCAUUGUCAACAUGCUGGCCACCAAAGUCGAGAUCGUCAUGAAGAAGGCAGAGCCGAUGUCAUGGGCGCGUCUCGACCUCCCCCCUCCAAAACCUGAAGCAGCCAAUGAGACGACAAAAAAUGGAAUGAAAUUGAAUGCAUAGGGAACCAGAUAUAUAACAGACUUAUAACUCGUAUAGACUCAGAUAUACGCACACGGAUUGCAAGGACAUCUAGUAAGUUUGCAGUCUUCUGCGCUGGACACAUGCUCACAAGUUCAACAUAUAUUUAUUUUAUAAGAGUUUACGCAUUUGAAUCAUCUAGGAUUUAAACAACUCUAUUUUAAAAAGACACUGCGACCUUGUGACGAUGGACAUGUCGUUUAGUCUACGGUUGUAUUAUAAAUUUACUAAGACUAUGAUAAACAUCAUCUGUGCUUACUGUGACUUUACAAUGAUAUAAUUCACAGGAACUUGUACUUCAGAGGAACAGCUAGUUUGAUAUGUCAUCCUACACAUGAAAUCAUGAUCCACACAACUGUAAAAAAUAAAUUAUAUAUUGAAACUUGAGUAACUGUAAUUCUCUAUUGUCCUUUACACAUUAUGUUUGUCCACAUGACGCUUUUAUUUCACUUCAUCUUUGUAUUGUCCUGUGUUAGUAUUUCAUCAGUCAAUAUCUAGCCAAGCAAACGGCCUUGUUUCAUGGUGUUAGGUGGCUUUUUGUUGACCUUAACUGUCAUUUCUUGUUUUUACUUCCUAUCCAUGAGAAGACAUUUUUGUAAUUUCAUUAAUUUACUGGAAAGCAGUAUAAACCACACACGAGACGUUACUGUAUUUGUCUCAAGGGCCCAAUCAGAAUCCAUCUGCUGCAGGUCACUCAUCAGUUUAAUGGAGUAUCAAUGUGUUUGUCUCACGGGCUGUGUUACUUGAAAUAUUAAAUUAUUGCACCGAUGCUCA
Molecule: messenger RNA, 2052 nt
Organism: Misgurnus anguillicaudatus (oriental weatherfish)
Lineage: Eukaryota; Metazoa; Chordata; Actinopteri; Cypriniformes; Cobitidae
Gene: chordc1a
Product: cysteine and histidine-rich domain (CHORD) containing 1a
Source: RefSeq, a predicted model, not a curated record